AUGGAGGAAACAUAUAUCUAUUGUGAAAUUCAUCCUGACAGUGAUACAAUUAUUGACAAAACACCAUACCGCUGUAGAAUUUGUGGAGAAGCAUUCAGUAGCAAUGAUUCUUUAAAACGUCAUAAAGAAACUCAUGGUGAGAAACCAUACAAAUGUUAUAUCUGUGGAAAAGCGUUUUCUAGAAACUGUCAUCUUACAGUUCAUAACUAUAGUCAUACCGGUGAAAAAUCAUACGGUUGUGAUAUAUGUGGAAGAGCAUUUGCAACGAGUAGUUCACUAAAUGUUCAUAGUCAUAUUCAUACUGGUGAAAAACAAUAUAAAUGUGAUAUUUGUGGGAAAGCUUUUCUUAGAAACAACGAACUUUCAUUUCAUAAAUAUAGUCAUACUGGUGAAAAACCAUUCAAAUGUGACGUUUGUGACAGAGCAUUUAUUAGAAGUAAUUCUUUAAAACGCCAUAAACUUACUCAUACUGGUGAAAAACCGUAUAAAUGUGACAUUUGUGAUAAAGAGUUUUCUAGAAACCAUGACCUUUCUGUUCACAUAUACAGUCACACUGAAGAAAAGCCUUAUAAGUGUGACUUUUGUGGAAAAGAAUUUUCUAGAAACUAUUCGGAUAUUGCAAAUUUGCUUUUUAUAUUUCCCUUUCGCAUUAAAUACUCUGUUUUUACGUUCACCUAUUUAAAAUGCGAUUUAAAAAGUUACAGAAUGUCUCAAGGAAAAUUUAACAGCGAAUAA
Messenger RNA from Octopus sinensis (East Asian common octopus), 735 nucleotides. Its product is annotated as zinc finger protein 708-like. The record is from RefSeq and is a predicted model, not a curated record. Lineage: Eukaryota; Metazoa; Mollusca; Cephalopoda; Octopoda; Octopodidae. Bases 1 to 735 code for a protein of 244 amino acids. The transcript is spliced from 2 exons. Gene Ontology annotation, molecular function: DNA-binding transcription factor activity; RNA polymerase II cis-regulatory region sequence-specific DNA binding. Gene Ontology annotation, biological process: regulation of transcription by RNA polymerase II.